Molecule: messenger RNA, 3023 nt
Organism: Oncorhynchus tshawytscha (Chinook salmon)
Lineage: Eukaryota; Metazoa; Chordata; Actinopteri; Salmoniformes; Salmonidae
Product: protein reprimo A-like
Exons: 1
Coding region: 269-580 (103 amino acids)
Source: RefSeq, a predicted model, not a curated record
GUUUCACCCAACCAGGUAGGUUAUAAUAACCAUGGGUUGCUGGAACAUCAUAAAUGCACUGUGUCUGGGAAGAGGACAUUUGGAAAGGUAUGCCAAAGCAGUUUGAUACACACCAGAAGACCUAUACCAGAUUUAAAGGUGGCGUUUCAAUCUCCUGCUUCUCACUCUUCAUUUUUUUCUGCGCUUGUGGGGAAUUUUUCUGAAAUUGCGCUUGAAAGUGCGCUUUUGGCUGUUAUUUGUGGUGCCAACUGAACGUUGAAAAGUGGAGAUGAAUUCUAGCGCUUUCAAUCAAACGGAGAGCUCAGGACUUUUCAAUAAGACUGAAGAUAUUUUUUGUUGUAACUUUUCAUCAGUGGUGACUGAUAAUGGUUUCGUGGCGCCGACUCCGGAUGAGAGAAGUCUCUUUCUCAUGAGAGUUGUCCAGAUUGCCGUUAUGUGCGUGUUAUCGCUCACGGUGGUUUUCGGUAUAUUCUUUUUGGGCUGCAACCUUCUCAUUAAGUCAGAGGGAAUGAUCAACUUUUUGGUGACGGACAGAAGACCAUCCAAAGAGGUAGAAACAGUCAUUGUUGGGGCAUAUUAGUAGCCCAAAAAGCGCUUUUGGAGACUUUGUCAAAAUUAUUUGUCCUACCACUGAUGCCCAGAUGAUUAAUCCAGUUUUCACCAACAGCAGAGACGGAGCUCAAUUUUCACAUAAAAUCCAGUCUCCAUUGUUCUUUUCUUGUCAGUUGACGAAAAUGUAGGAUCCAGCAGGUGACUGAACAGUCAGGACAAAUUAGGGGUAGGGCUAAACAUUUUAAGGACACACAUCUCCAAGAAGUAUAUAGCCAAAAUCAUCUUUCACUUUUUGUUAAAGACAAACAAACAAUGUCAAUUGAAUUGUACUAUCAUUUGAAUUGGACCCACUAGAUUGUUAUAGCCUAUUUGUCAAAGUGACAAUCGUUUUUUACUUCUAACACUGUCUCGUAUUGCUAAAGCAAUGGGGAUGAAUUAAUGUUUUUGAAAAAUACCUAUGUGUUUUUGCAUACAAUAUGCAAGUCAGUAUAAUGAUUUAGUCAAUGUGUCUAAUGGGUUUCCUAUUGAACAUUUGUAAAUGGCGAGUGGUUAAAUGCAUGAAAGGUGGAUAUAUAAUAAAACAACAGUAGUUUAUCUUUGUUUAUUGAAAUAAAUUAAUCAUGUAAUUAUGUUGACGUUUUCAGUUUGAGCGAUUCUGAUUUUCCAUCAAUCUGCUCUGUGUUCAUUUCAAACAAUCAUGGCCACAGUAUGACUAUUUCAGUUGUAUUGAGAUCAUUCUGAUUACAAAACCCUUCAAAUGAUAACAUUUUAUACUGUAUCAAUAUAUUAAACAUGUACUGUUUAUUAUUUUAAUAUCACCACAUUUAUUUUUGCAGUAUAUUCUAUUGAAAGUGUGGAAAUGUCAUAAUUAACAGGGCACAUUGAGAGAAAACGUGUGACAUUAGCACCUUGUUGGAGAUUGACUCUUGGAGCCCCCAAUGGUGAACCACUGAAACCUAUGUGAUUGAGCAAGUUUGCUUUUUCCAGGAUUGAUGUGUGACGUCCUAGUCCCAUUGAUCAGUCUGGGGUUUAAUGGAAACCUGCCUGACAGUGUUCGUACCAUAUCAGAUGCUCAGAAAACAUAUACACUCUAAAUGAUGGGUUAAAAAAACAACCCAACUAUUCUUUAGUGUGUCGGAUAUUGUAGUAUGACCACAUUUAGACCCCUCUUUGUCUGGGGACCUUGAACAUGAUUAGCUCACAAAUGCAUGGUGUUAUAACAAUCCACUAUAUAGGACUUAUCUUGGUUUGAUCAAUUCGUUCUCUCUAAUGUGGUGGGCUCCUCUUUUCUAUAACACUCUUAGACAUAUGCACAUGAUUUCAAUUCAUUAUAUAAACAUAUUUUUUUGGGGUGGUUUAGAUGGUUUGAAAUACAUGUCAUUUUUACACACUAUAUGUAUUGCACUGCAGUCAGAGAUUGUGACAUUUUCUCCUUCUCUGUCUGUAUUAUGUAGUUGUUCCUGUAUAGACCAUAGUGUGGCUUCUCUCCCCUCAGUGAAAGCAUCUGUUGUUCUGCUCCUGCCCCUGCUCCUGCCCCCCCCAGCUUCCCCCAAUGCAGCCCCCCCGGGGGGAACCAAACAGCCCCUCCUCAAAAAUGACUUGUCUUGUCAAAUCAAACCAAGGAGGACUGCACUGCACAAACUGCUACACUCUGAUAAGCCACCUGUGCCCCUGCUCCAAUGGAACAGAGUUAAAGCUGAAAAGCGUCUAAAGUCGUUUCACUUCCUCCGAAAUCACGCUUCCUGCCUGCCUUGCCGUCGAGGACAAAUCAAUCUGGUGACCCACCCUUUACAGUUUACUGAAUCGCGUUUGACAAGGCCCAUUAAGAUGUGUUAUGAUUGAUGGACAGCAGCAUAGCCUACGGGGUGUGUCACCGGCCGAAGUCCCAAACCACUCUCUAUCUCACAUAAUAAUUACACUUGAAUGCUAGUGAGACAUGAGUGUCAUAACAAAUAGAACAUUUUGUUUGAUAAAUGUUCUCUCAAACUAAUACUAUAUCAUUAAGUAUUUUGGGUGCAGCCAUUACAGGUACUUCAUGAUAUUCCCAUUUGCCCUUGAUAAAAUCCUAAGCAUAACAACUUUGAUAGUAUCUCAUGCGUAAAGUGUCAAUUUGGUUGAAUGAGAUUAUACAUUCAACACCAACCUGAACUCAGUGAAGUUCAGUUAACCCAAUGAAGUGUUACCUAUUAGUUGAAAUGGUCAGCCAUCAUAGAGAUAUGGAUAAUUAGAUUACCCUGAACAAGUUAGUGGUAGCCUAUGAGUUGUGGAAACUGAUCCUACCUAAACUAUGGAAAAAUAAUCUAGAUGAUUGUAUUUAUAUAGCUUAAACUGUGUUUAGUAUCAUCCAUGUAUUAAGCCAGCUGAUUUAUAGAUUGUAUAUUUUCAUCCAAAUAUCUUCUCUCUUCCUGUAUUUAAUUGUAUUGUAUUAUAAUAGUCAUUGCAUUAUUAAACAUUUAUUUAAUUUAUUUGAA